UUUGUGUGCACGAUGUCCCUCUAUAAAAAAAAAUUUUUUUAGAAUCCCUUUUCAGAUUUUAUUACCUAUCUUCUUUUCCUUCUUUAGUUCAUUAAGACUAUCUAAAUCUAAUAAUCAAUCAAUAAAAAUGUCUUAUAACGAUAAUCGUGGUGGUUACGACCGUGGUGGAUAUGUUAACAACAACCGUGGUGGUGAAGGAUCCUUUGGAGGAGGAUACGGUGGUGGUGAUAGAAACGGGGGUAGAUUUGGUGAUAGAAAUGGUGGUGGAUUUGGUGGCCGUGGUGGAUUUGGUGGUAGAGGUGGUAACAGUUUCAACAGUAGAACCGAAUUAACCAUUCCAAACUGGGAUUUAGAAACUUUACCAAGAUUUGAAAAGAACUUUUAUGAAGAACAUCCAGAUGUUAAUAGUCGUUCUGAUCGUGAUAUUGCUGAAUUCAGACAAAAGAAUGAAAUGAGUAUUAUUGGUGAAGAUAUUCCUCAUCCAAUUACUACUUUUGAAGAAGCUGGUUUCCCAGAUUAUGUUUUAAAAGAAUUACAAGCUCAAGGUUUCCCAAGUCCAACUGCUAUUCAAUGUCAAGGUUGGCCAAUGGCUUUAAGUGGUAGAGAUAUGGUUGGUAUUGCUGCUACUGGUUCUGGUAAAACUUUAUCUUAUUGUUUACCAGGUAUUGUUCAUAUUAAUGCUCAACCAUUAUUAAGUCAAGGUGAUGGUCCAAUUGUUUUAGUUUUAGCUCCAACUAGAGAAUUAGCUGUUCAAAUUGAACAAGAAUGUUCUAAAUUUGGUAAAUCAUCCAGAAUUAGAAAUACUUGUGUUUAUGGUGGUGCUCCAAAAGGUGAACAAAUUAGAGCUUUAGCUAGAGGUGUUGAAAUUUGUAUUGCUACUCCAGGUAGAUUAAUUGAUAUGUUAGAAAUGGGUAAAACUAAUUUAAAGAGAGUUACUUAUUUAGUUUUAGAUGAAGCUGAUAGAAUGUUAGAUAUGGGUUUUGAACCACAAAUCAGAAAAAUUGUUGAUCAAAUUAGACCAGAUCGUCAAACUUUAAUGUGGUCUGCUACUUGGCCAAAAGAAGUUCAAGCUUUAGCUAAUGAUUAUUUAGUUGAUCCAAUUCAAGUUACUGUUGGUUCAUUAGAAUUAUCCGCUUCUCAUACUAUUACUCAAGUUGUUGAAGUUAUUUCUGAUUAUGAAAAACGUGAUAGAUUAAUUAAACAUUUAGAAACUGCUACUACUGAUAAAGAAGGUAAAAUUUUAGUAUUUGCUUCAACUAAGAGAACUUGUGAUGAAAUCACUUCAUAUUUAAGAAAUGAUGGAUGGCCUGCAUUAGCCAUUCAUGGUGAUAAACAACAAUCUGAAAGAGAUUGGGUUUUAGGUCAAUUUAGAAAUGGUCAAUCUCCAAUUAUGAUUGCAACUGAUGUUGCUGCUAGAGGUAUUGAUGUUAAAGGUAUUACAUAUGUUAUUAAUUUUGAUAUGCCAGGUAAUAUUGAAGAUUAUGUUCAUAGAAUUGGUAGAACUGGUAGAGGUGGUGCAACUGGUACUGCAGUAUCAUUUUUCACUGAUUCAAAUUUCAAAUUAGGUACUGAUUUAUGUAAAAUUAUGAGAGAAGCUAAACAAGCUGUUCCAAAUGAAUUACAAAGAUUUGAUAGAGGUGGAUAUGGAUCUCAUAUUAGAUAUGGUCAAGGUAGAGGUGGUCGUGGUGGACGUGGCCGUGGAGGUCGUGGUGGAUUUGGUGGAGGUAGAUUCCAACAAACUGGAUCCAACUCAUCCCCAAUGCCAAACCGUCGUUUUUAAAGGAAGAGUUAUAGUUUUUAAAGAGAUGAAGCGUAAUAUAGAGAUAAGCUUUUUAAGGGUUUAUUGUAGUGCAUCUUCAACUAUUACUAUUUAUUAUUAGUGAUUAUUUUUAUUAAUUAGUUUUAUUCUAUGUAAAUUAAGUGAAGUAUUUAAUAUAUUCCAAAUUAUUAUUAUAAGGUUGUU
Scheffersomyces coipomensis is the source of this 1963-nucleotide messenger RNA. It is a transcript of the gene DBP2, whose product is annotated as DEAD-box ATP-dependent RNA helicase. Gene Ontology annotation, biological process: rRNA processing. NCBI's taxonomy places the organism in Eukaryota, Fungi, Ascomycota, Pichiomycetes, Serinales, Debaryomycetaceae. The record is from RefSeq and is a predicted model, not a curated record. Gene Ontology annotation, cellular component: ribonucleoprotein complex; cytoplasm; nucleus. The coding region runs from base 128 to 1780 and encodes 550 amino acids. The transcript is spliced from 2 exons. Gene Ontology annotation, molecular function: RNA binding; ATP binding; RNA helicase activity.